Molecule: messenger RNA, 1464 nt
Organism: Leptonychotes weddellii (Weddell seal)
Lineage: Eukaryota; Metazoa; Chordata; Mammalia; Carnivora; Phocidae
Gene: GGPS1
Product: geranylgeranyl diphosphate synthase 1
Biological process (GO): isoprenoid biosynthetic process
Molecular function (GO): prenyltransferase activity
Source: RefSeq, a predicted model, not a curated record
CUGCGCAGUGUGACCGGGAUGGCGCAUUUUCCUGCACCGAGUAAUGCGGUGUCGCUGGCGGCUGAGGAGGGUGGAGAGUUCUGUGGUGAAGUAGGGGGAGGGAUCUAUGUAGGCGUCAGGCGGCAUCUUGGUCUGAACUAUAAAGUGGGAAGUUGAUGCUGGGUACUACUACUCCUGGACCGGCAGCGCGAAAGUUGUGAUAUCACCGUUGAACCAUCAGCUUUGAAAUUUAAAAACAAUGGAGAAGACUCAAGAAACAGUCCAAAGAAUUCUUCUAGAACCCUAUAAAUAUUUACUUCAGUUACCAGGUAAACAAGUGAGAACCAAACUUUCACAGGCAUUUAAUCAUUGGCUAAAAGUUCCAGAAGACAAGCUACAGAUUAUCAUUGAAGUGACAGAAAUGUUGCAUAAUGCCAGUUUGCUCAUCGAUGAUAUUGAAGACAACUCAAAACUCCGACGUGGCUUUCCAGUGGCACACAGCAUCUAUGGAAUUCCAUCUGUCAUCAAUUCUGCCAAUUAUGUAUAUUUUCUUGGCCUAGAGAAAGUCUUAACCCUUGAUCACCCAGAUGCAGUGAAGCUUUUUACCCACCAGCUUUUGGAACUCCAUCAGGGACAAGGUCUAGAUAUUUAUUGGAGGGAUAAUUACACUUGUCCCACUGAAGAAGAAUAUAAAGCGAUGGUGCUGCAAAAGACAGGUGGACUAUUUGGAUUAGCAGUAGGUCUCAUGCAGUUGUUCUCUGAUUACAAAGAAGAUCUAAAGCCACUACUUAAUACACUUGGGCUCUUUUUCCAAAUUAGAGAUGAUUAUGCUAAUCUACACUCCAAAGAAUACAGUGAAAACAAAAGCUUUUGUGAAGAUCUAACAGAGGGAAAGUUUUCAUUCCCUACCAUUCACGCUAUUUGGUCAAGGCCUGAAAGUACCCAGGUGCAGAAUAUAUUGCGCCAGAGAACCGAAAACGUAGAUAUUAAAAAAUACUGUGUACAUUAUCUUGAGAAUGUAGGUUCUUUUGAAUACACUCGGAGUACUCUUAAAGAGCUUGAAUCGAAAGCCUAUAAACAAAUUGAUGCGCGUGGUGGGAACCCUGAGCUUGUAGCUCUAAUAAAGCACUUAAGCAAAAUGUUCAAAGAAGAGGAUGAAUAAUAUUAAGCCAUUCUUGAUUAAGCCUGGUAGCUUAUUGCAGUUGACUAUUUUUUUUGUCUUUUAGCCUAUCACUUUUUAAAAAAUUUGGACCAAGCUGUCACUCUCCACAAACUGAGUGAAUAGGGGUGAUGUGAAUGAGGUUGUUUCCAUUUAGAACCCCUUUGUACAGAUAAUCAUCAUAUACAAAGUUGAAGGAAUCAAAAGGAGCCACAUUUAAAUAGGUCUAAUUUGAAUGUCAGAAUGUGCUAUGUUUGGACCUUAUGGACAACUGCCACAAAUGUUCUGUUGAUUCUGUCAAUAAAGAAGACUUCAGCUUCCAGGAA